Molecule: messenger RNA, 1125 nt
Organism: Vollenhovia emeryi
Lineage: Eukaryota; Metazoa; Arthropoda; Insecta; Hymenoptera; Formicidae
Exons: 2
Coding region: 1-1125 (374 amino acids)
Biological process (GO): DNA integration
Molecular function (GO): nucleic acid binding
Source: RefSeq, a predicted model, not a curated record
AUGGUACUCUAUGGAGACAGAGUCGUCAUUCCGGAGAAGCUCAAACCGACGAUCUUAUCUGCUCUCCACAAGGGUCACCCAGGCAUCAGAAGGACAAAACAAUUGGCUCGCGAGUUCGUAUACUGGCCAAGGAUGUCUAAAGACAUUGAACACCUCGUACAACGAUGUGACUCCUGCGCCUCGACCCAGAAACUUCCAGUAAAAGUACCACUGGAUCCAUGGCCUACUCCAUCAUGCCCACUAGAACGUGUACACUUGGACUACGCCGGCCCGAUCGAUGGACAAUAUGGACCUCCAAAGAUUUUAGUAACAGAUCACGGAACUCAGUUCACCUCGGACGCCUUUACAACCUUUUGUAAAGAAAUGCAAACAUUACAUCUCCUGUCCGCAGUCAACCACCCACAAUCCAACGGCCAAGCGGAAAGAAUGGUGGACACCGUAAAACGGGCCAUUGCUAAAAAUCCAAAUAACUGGAAGAAACAACUGCUUGACUAUCUCUACAGCUAUCGCUACACUCCCUGCAGCUCGGCCCCGGGAGGGAAAUCCCCAGCAGAACUCCUGUUUGGACGUCGCAUGAACUCCCCGUUCACAAAAUGGCUCCCAACGCCGGAUGAUACCAAGCAUACGGAAACGAGUCCACAAGCGACGAAACAACAAACCAUGGUAAAACAAUUCUCGAAACACCAUGGCGCCAAGCCACGAUAUCUAUCAGUGGGAGAUCGAGUAAUGGUCCUAACCCGCAAGGACAAGCGCGAAAAGGGCGUCAUACACAAGGUCCUAUCAAAAACUCGUUACUCGGUACGCCUCGAUGAUGGGAAAAUCAUCGACCGGCAUAUUAACCAUAUCUGGAGAGGAGGUUCCACUCCAUCAACUCCAUCUCAAGAUCCGGGAGAUGACUGGAUAUUUCUACAACCUCCUGCUCCACCGACCACCCUGCAAGAACCUCAACCUACCUCCUCGGAGCCUGAUCCACAACUCCUAUCAUCCCCCACUGCUCAAACGCCAGCCAACCGGAACCUGGAAUCACCGGCAGCCCGAACGACCCCGGUCAGACCGACCCGUAACCGUAUGGCCCCGAAGAGGCUGAUAUUAGACCCGGCCGCCAAAAGCUACUCCCAAGGGUAA